Scheffersomyces stipitis CBS 6054 is the source of this 888-nucleotide messenger RNA. RefSeq lists its product as uncharacterized. NCBI's taxonomy places the organism in Eukaryota, Fungi, Ascomycota, Pichiomycetes, Serinales, Debaryomycetaceae. The record is from RefSeq and is a predicted model, not a curated record. Bases 1 to 888 code for a protein of 295 amino acids. The transcript has a single exon.
AUGAAUUUCUACUUAGUCCCGGCUGUGUCCUACCAGACUCAGCAGAAGUUGAAGGACCAAUUAGGCAAGCGCAAACAUCGCUCGUCAAAGCAUUCUCAAAAGUCAGACCAAUCUAAAGACUCUAACCAAAGUAUCUUUAGCUCUUCUGUUAAAUCAAGUAACGAUUCCCAUUCAAUGGAAAAUGCAUCAUUUUGUAGUGCAAAAAGCGGAAGAAGUUCGUCGUUAUAUGAGAUUGAAGAAGACAAUAUCUCAGAUAUCAUAUCUGAGUACAUAGGAGACUCUCAAAGUAGACAUUCUACUUCAAGACGCAAUUCUCAUCUGUCCAUACCUCAUUCGGUACAAUCUGUACCUUCAAAGAAGUCUGCCACCAAUCAUGUCUUUAACUAUGCUGGAAACGAAGAAAUUGUCGCCUUCCUCGACCACAAUAAGAUGAAGACAAGACAUCGUAGAAAUCUUUCUUCUUCUACCACACAGAGCCUUUCCCCAAAAAAGUCUUCUUCAUCUUCGGCCGAUAGUAUCUCACCAAAAAAGUCCUCAAUGAAGAAGGAGGCUGUAUAUGGCUACGAUUCUGAGAUGAACAAUAUCCGUAUAAAAAUGAAAAACGUCAGUGUAGUGGAGCCACAAGAACAAGAAGCAAUUCCAGUGGAGGAGGAAUACGUCCAUAAUCUUGUUCAUUUUUCUGAAGACUCUGAGGAUUCUGAAGACGAAGAAGAAAUGGGUGCACAAUUGACAAGGGUCUUUUCUGAUGUCGAUUCCAUUUUCAGCAAGCAAGAGCCAAGGCACAAAUCUACCAGCUCUGCUACCUCUCCUUCCGAAUUCUCGACCUCUUCUGAAGAUUUAAAGCAGCCUGGUCCCAGACUCUCGAGAUUCAGAAGAAAGUUUAUUUGA